UUAGGUAACUUCAUUCAGUUGCUUGUUUCGUACGGCAGUGUGAGUAUGUGUAACAGAGUUCAAAGAAUUAGAAACUUUCGGUUCUGACUAUUAUGAUUUUUGGCAUAAAAGUGUAGGAGCCACAGAUUUUUGGAAGUGAACUCUGGUCAUCAAGAGCAUUUGCUGUGAGCAUGGUGUACUGAAGUGUCAUUUCUGUACUUACAUUAAAAUUUCUAUAACUUUAAAUCAGUACUGAAUAUGAGCUCUCUGCAGCAGUCAAGCCGAUUCAUCCCAUUCACCAGUAGUUCUCAAAGGACACAACUUUUACCUGGCCAAGCUGGUCAUCCAGGUGCUGGAUUCUCUCAGAGUUUGAGUGGCAGCGAGACAGAUGUGUCAACAUCCAAUGAGAAUCUGAGCCAUGAAGAGCGCUAUGUGAUUCGACAUACGGCACGUCAGGAGCCCCAGGGCCAAGAGAACCUUAGCUCAAAUCGUAGCAGUCUUGAUGUAUCUUCUUCUUCAUAUAAUACGCUCAUCAUUCAUGGAGCAGGCGAUGAACCCUGGACUGGCAGGUUAUCAGGCAUUCGUGAUCUUCAAGACACGGGUACACCAGGUUACUUGAACUCGCAUCCAGGAAUUUAUACAGCUGAAACUGGAAAGGCUAUUGUUCAGGGUCAGAAAAUGGGUUCCCAUUCUCCCUCUCCAUCGUUGGGAGGAAACAAGGAGCCUUCUACACGUGUCAAUUUUGAUACUACCUCAGGUCGGAAUUUUGAUCCCAGUGUUCGAGAAAUUACAGACAUUCCUGAUGACUACCUCAACCAAUCACAGGUCCUGAAGCAUUUAGCAAAGGAAGUAAAGGUUGUUCCAUCAGUAUCCAGUGGGGCUAAUGGAAGGGAUUCAUCUGCUCCGUUGGUUGAAGAUGGAGAGUCUUCCAUGACUGAGAAUCCAUGCUUGUCAGACCAGUUGAAGCGGUUGUCACUUUCUCGUGUAGGCCCAGGUGGCAGCAGUGUGAAGGAAAUGCCUGUUAAACUAGAUCACGACUCUCUCCUACCUCUAGACUAUGGCCUCUCGAAUCUGCCACCUCCACCUGAGUAUCCAAAAUGGAUGGGGUCAUCUUCACCUCUGACAGUGGUACAGAGGCAUAAAAUGAUUCCUCACUCCAGCAUCACACCAGAGAAACUUAGUUUAUCACGAUCUCAACCUGAUCUGUCACGUAUAGGCACAGGAAAGGUUGUGACGGAUGUGAUUGGAUGCUUGGGUGUUGCCACCAGUCCAAGGCCAAAGACUCAUGGCCGUGAGGAUGUUGAAUCUCAGGGAAGGGAGAUGUGGCCUCCAGCUGAGAUGGUGGAGAUACUGAUGCAAGAGAACAGCUCGUUAAAGGCUGAACUCGAAACAUGCUACCAGAAAGUUUCCAAAUCACAGAAGCUGGAACAGGAGGUAGGAAAGGUUCAUCGUGCACAUGAGGAACUUGUUCAAGCAUCAGAGCGACGUGAGCAGUUGGAGAGAUCUGCUAGGGCACGUUUACAAGGCGAACUUCGUAGGGUGCAAGAAUUGAACAGGGCUCUACGUGAGCAGUUGGAACUUUUGUCAACACAAUUGCUCACAGGUCGACCACAAAAUCAAAGUGAUUUGCCUGAUAUAGCAACUGAGAAUCUCCGGAAAGAGCUUGGAAAACGUGAAAUCUUCAUUGCCCAACUCAUUACACAAAAUAAGGAACUUGUUGCUGCGAAAGAGAGGCAAGAAAUUGAGCUAGCAGCACAGCGUGCAACACUUCAGGAACAGAGGACACAUAUAGAUAUCCUUGACACUGCCUUAACAAAUGCUCAGGGAAAUGUGGUCCGACUAGAAGAGGAGUGUCGCAAGAAACAGAUGUAUGUUGAGCGAGUAGCACAGUUGCAGAGAGCAUUAUCAUCGCUGCAGUUGGCAAGUGAUCGAAGAGAACAAACAGAACGAAAGCUUCGAUUACAAUUGGAAAGAGAACUUCAUAAUGAACGAGCUCGAGCGGGAGGGGGAGGUACGGAUGAAGGUGAUACUGGUUCAGGUGGAAAUGGAACAAAUGGUUCUCAGAAUGGGGCACAGUCGGGGGAGACAGCGCCUGAACUGAAACGCAAGCUGCGUGAGCGUGAUGAAAAGAUUAUGAGGCUUGAAGGAGAAGUAGCUAAGUGGGAACAGCGAUACUUGGAGGAAAGUGCACUCAGGCAGGCAGCUAUUGAUGCGGCUAGCAUUCCAAAGGACGCGAAGAUUGCUGCCCUAGAAAAGACAAGUCAAGAGACAGAGAAAUUGAUUGCUGAAGCCCGAUCAGAGAAAAUGAGGCACAUGGAUGAAGUAUAUGUUGCCCAGAAGAAGGUGGCUGACCUUGAGUCAAGAAUGAAGGAUCUUGAAUCAAAGCUUGCAGAACGUGAUGCAAUGAUCCGAGUUCUUCAGAAGCAUACGUAUGACAAAGAUGUCUCAUCAUCUUCCUAUCAAAGCAUGUUAGGACGUUCACCUCAUCACACACCUCAUCCUAGUUUGCGUGGUAAUUCAGAUCUAGGAGCUGUACUUGGGACAUCAGUUUCUAGAGAGCAGUUAGAUCCUGUAUCAACAACCGGUGUAUUCUCUACAGUGAGCAGUGUGCUAACUAGUAGCUGCAGUACAGGCAUCAGUUCAUAUGCUAGUAGUGACUCCGGAGCAUACCACCAUCCUUUGGGCACCAGCUACAGUGCACGCAAGUAUGGCAGUACCACUAAUAAGAGUUUUGAUGACACAAAGAAGUCUUUGGAUGAUCAACUGAAAGAGCUGGACUCUCAGCUUGACUCCCAGCUUCUCAGUAAGCGGGGUCUUUGCUGUUUUCCAGGAUUCUCUAAUACAAGCACUACGCCGCGAAAAGGAAAACUACCCAAGCCAUUACUGGCGGGUGUAAGGGGUGCAUCACCUCAUCAUCAUUUAUUUGAACCUGGUUUCCUGCAAGGUUUAGUACCUAAUCGUUAUGAACAGGGACGACCUGAGGAAAUUCUACUCUUGGAGAAGCAAGGCCGCAGUUCACAGCAGCAACGGAUGCAAGAAUCAUGUUUGGGAGGAGGCCCCACAAAUAAUCGUAACCGGUCAGGUAGCCUUCCUCCUAGUUCCUUGCCACGACCCCGGCGAGCACAUAAACCUGCAGGAAGCAGCAAGGAUCGUCGAUUAGGGGAAUAUGGCCGACUCAGUGAUGGUGAAGGUAGGAAGACACCUGGCAUGUCAUGUGAAGGAUCAGAUGCAACUGGACCAAAGGGCCGGGAAUCACCAGCACGUUCCCACAUCCCACCUCCAAGGAAGUUAGGCGAGUAUGGGCGUCUGAGUGAUGGUGAAAGCCGUUCCAUUGGAAAGGCUAGUAGUACAACAAGGGUAGGCCAGGGAGGAGCCACGAAUGGAGCAAAGGCUGGAGGAGAUGACUCAAAAUUAAGGCUGAUUCCUGGUCCUCGUACCAGGAGGGGUUCUUCCCUUACAAGGGAUAAUAAACCGAGUUCUGCUGACAGCAGUAGUGCCAGGUCUGUGGCAAGCACUGGAUCUUCCUUAAGCAGUCGGUAGUCAAUCAAGUUGUUUAAGGAAUUUCUGGUUAUGGAACUUCAGUAUUCAUCACCAUCAUCAGAUAGGUCCACAACUGGAUCCUCUCCUGAGCCAACUGAAUCCAGGUCAUAUCUUCACACCUAUAUAAGCCUUAUUUUUAUAAAUAUAUCUCUUGGUGCGUAGUUAUGUAACAUUAUGAUUGUUGUUUUAUUUAACACUAUUUGGCAGCUGCGAUGUUAAUGUUGUACUGAAUGAUUAUGAAUAAUGAAAGGGACAAUGCAGGAAGCAGUAUGAAGUAAAGUAGUACCUGAAUUAACAUUCUAAGUUAGAACUAUUCUUAAUUUUGCAGUUCUCAGUAUUACUCUUGUUGAUAUUAUUAUUUUCAGAAAUUCAGGUAAUAGUUUGAUAUAUCCAUUCAGUUGCCUUGAAGGAUUGAAGAAAGCCACAGGAAACAUCAGGAUAUCUAGUCUCUGUUGUGAGAUUCAGUCACAAGGCCUCCUGGAUAUGAAUCUGGAGUAUGAACAGUUACACAUGUCAUUGGUCCAUGUCAUUUUCAUAAUUCAUAAUUUAUUUUAUUGUCUGAUAAGAGUGUACAUCUUGUAACAGCCAGAGGAUGUUGUAAGUUGUGGUUGUUUGAUUAACUUCCAUUAAAUGUGAGAAAGUUCGUUUGAGAAGUGAGGUACAGUUUUGUGUUUGAUGGUGAGUAUGUUAUGUUCCUUUUUAAAGCAGACAGUGCACUUCAUAAUGAAAAAUUACUUUUUAUCAUUUAUUCUACAAUCAGUGUACUGCACUGGACAAAUUAAAACUAACUCUGACAUAAUGAAGAACUAAA
Molecule: messenger RNA, 4330 nt
Organism: Cryptotermes secundus
Lineage: Eukaryota; Metazoa; Arthropoda; Insecta; Blattodea; Kalotermitidae
Exons: 14
Coding region: 238-3519 (1093 amino acids)
Biological process (GO): actin cytoskeleton organization; regulation of cell migration
Cellular component (GO): bicellular tight junction; cytoplasmic vesicle; plasma membrane
Source: RefSeq, a predicted model, not a curated record